AUGUCCGAAUACCUUGGAUGGCAUAACCGUAAGCCGGCCGCUGGAAGUAGAGGAAAUUCAAGUUUUGAUCGAGAUAUUGUGCCCGGUGGGGCUCACACAAAGAGCUACGAGAGCUAUGUCAAGAAUAUUUUUCAUCCAACGAAUCGUCUCAGAGCAAAAGAUAAGGAUCAACUGGUGCGAGACCACGGAUUGUCAGCCACUAGCAUGUUGAGAGCUGAACGUGAGUUCGGAAGAAGUGCUCUUGACGACAAGUACGAUAGAGAGCACUUCUUCGAGAAAAUGCCUCUCGAGAGUCUCUACGCCGAGUUGGGGCUCAAAAAUCCAGCGGCUUCGAACUACCGUAGUUUCCAAGUAUAUGAGCCAAAAUCAUCGUCAGAAUAUUUUGCGGCAAGUUACGAGGCUGAACGUGAAAGACGAAAGAAGGAUUUGGAACGGGAAUUGGCUUCAUAUGAUAAGGAAGAUUACGAGGACUUUACCGGAGAGCCAAAGAAAAACUUGUAUUCGAGCAUUUCAAGCUAUAGACCACCACUGAGCAGCUACAAGUCUCGCGAAGAUGAGGAAUAUGAAAAAAACAAUAGAAAAACGCUUAUUGAUUAUAAGGAUUUUGACAGCUCCCCACUCUCCCCAUACCUCUACCAAUCCCACCCUUACGUUCGCAGUCAAGACUCAAGAAUCAUCGGAUCCAACUUUGUGCAGCUAACUUCCCGCCCGAAAGACAAAUUUAUCUCAAAAAUUGAGGAGACCUUGGCUAUGGUCCGUGAUAUGCCAAGAUAUUAAUAAAAUUUUCUUAUGAAUUCUUUUUUUUUCAAAUUAAAAAAAAAAAGUGUUUUCUUACUCCGAUUCUGAAAAUUCUAUGUACUUCCGGUGUUGUAUGAUUUGAGGAAAUAUAUGAAUGAAUAAACAUUGAAUAUAGUC
Caenorhabditis elegans is the source of this 915-nucleotide messenger RNA. RefSeq lists its product as uncharacterized. Bases 1 to 777 code for a protein of 258 amino acids. NCBI's taxonomy places the organism in Eukaryota, Metazoa, Nematoda, Chromadorea, Rhabditida, Rhabditidae. The record is from RefSeq and is marked reviewed. The transcript has 5 exons.